GGCGGUGGCCGCGGCGACCAGGAGGGGCGGAGCGGGCGGCGCGGCCGCGGCAGCCGGGCGCUGGGCUGGGCGGCGCUUUUUUUUUCGCAAUUUCCACUCGUGGGGAGCAGGAAACCCGGCGCAGCCGGGCGCAACGAGCCGCGAUGCAGCAGCAGCAGGAGCCGCCCCGGGGCAGCAGCAGCAGCAGCAGCAGAGGCAGCAGCAGCGGGCGGCGCUGAGCCGCCGCCGCCGCCGCCACCACUGAGGAGGAAGCCCGCCCGGCCGCCGCCGCGCCCCGACCCCCGCGCCCCGUGGCCCCGCGCUCGCCUCCGCCAACUUUCCAGCUGCCUCGGCGGCCCAGCCCGGCUCGACGCCAAUGGUGGAGGCCAUAGUGGAGUUUGACUACCAGGCCCAGCACGACGAUGAGCUGACCAUCAGCGUGGGUGAGAUCAUCACCAACAUCAGGAAGGAGGAUGGAGGCUGGUGGGAGGGACAGAUCAACGGCAGGAGAGGUUUGUUCCCUGACAACUUUGUAAGAGAAAUAAAGAAAGAAAUGAAGAAGGAUCCACUCUCCAGCAAAGCUCCAGAAAAGCCCAUGCACGAAGUAUCCAGUGGAAACUCUUUGCUGUCUUCUGAAACAAUUUUAAGAACCAAUAAGAGAGGCGAGCAACGGAGGCGCCGAUGCCAGGUGGCGUUCAGCUACCUGCCUCAGAACGAUGACGAGCUUGAGCUGAAAGUCGGUGACAUCAUAGAGGUGGUAGGAGAGGUAGAGGAAGGAUGGUGGGAAGGUGUUCUCAAUGGAAAGACUGGAAUGUUUCCUUCCAACUUCAUCAAGGAGCUGUCGGGGGAGUCGGACGAUCUUGGCAUUUCCCAGGAUGAGCAGCUCUCCAAGUCAAGGCCUGAAUGUCUCCCUCCAGCUUCUCUGCUGCCCUUUCCAGCUCAUGGAGCAAAAGGAAAGACUACCUUUGAAGGGACAAUUCUGUACCGAGCUGCACCUGGAAAGACGGAGGGCCACAGACGCUAUUACAGUUUAAGGGAGACCACAGGCUCCGAGAGUGAUGGGGGUGACUCGAGCAGUACCAAAUCCGAAGGUGCCAAUGGAACCGUCACAACUGCAGCGAUCCAGCCGAAGAAAGUUAAGGGAGUGGGCUUUGGAGAUAUUUUCAAAGACAAGCCAAUAAAGCUACGACCAAGGUCGAUCGAAGUAGAAAACGACUUUCUACCAGUGGAAAAGACUAUUGGGAAGAAGGUACCUCCAACUACAGCAACUCAAGAGCCGCCAAAAACAGAAAUGGACAGCAGGACAAAGACCAAGGAUUACUGCAAAGUAAUAUUUCCGUAUGAGGCACAAAAUGAUGAUGAAUUGACAAUCAAAGAAGGAGAUAUAGUCACUCUCAUCAAUAAGGACUGCAUCGAUGUGGGCUGGUGGGAAGGAGAGCUCAACGGCAGACGAGGAGUAUUCCCUGAUAACUUUGUGAAGUUACUUCCACCAGACUUUGAAAAGGAAGGAAAUAGACCCAAGAAGCCACCUCCUCCAUCAGCUCCUGUCAUCAAACAAGGGGCAGGUACCACCGAGAGAAAACAUGAAAUUAAGAAGAUACCUCCCGAAAGACCAGAAACGCUUCCAAACAGAACAGAAGAAAAAGAAAGACCAGAGAGAGAGCCAAAACUGGAUUUACAGAAGCCUUCUGUCCCUGCCAUACCACCAAAAAAACCUCGGCCACCUAAGACCAACUCUCUCAACAGACCAGGCGCACUGCCCCCAAGAAGGCCGGAGCGACCAGUGGGUCCUCUGACACACACCAGGGGUGACAGUCCAAAGAUUGACUUGGUGGGCAGUGCACUAUCUGGCAUCCUGGACAAGGACCUCUCAGACCACAGCAAUGACAUCGACCUAGAAGGUUUUGACUCCGUGGUGUCAUCUACUGAGAAACUCAGCCACCCAACCACAAGCAGACCAAAAGCCACGGGGAGGCGGCCUCCGUCCCAGUCCCUGACAUCUUCCUCCCUUUCAAGCCCUGAUAUCUUUGACUCUCCAAGUCCAGAAGAAGAAAAAGAGGAACACGUUUCACUUGCACAGAGAGGAGCGGACGCGUCAAAGAAAACUUCAAAGACUGUUACCAUAUCCCAAGUGGCCGACAACAAAGCCUCCCUGCCGCCCAAGCCGGGGACCAUGGCCUCAGGUGGCGGCGGGCAAGCCCCUCUGUCCUCGGCGGUGCCCUCCCCCCUGUCCUCCUCUUUGGGAACAGCCGGACACAGAGCCAGCUCCCCGUCUCUGUUCGGCACCGAAGCAAAACCAAAGAUGGAGCCUGUGGCCAGCAGCCAGGCGGCCGUGGAGGAGCUGAGGACACAGGUCCGCGAGCUGUGGGGCAUCAUCGAGACCAUGAAGGACCAGCAGAAGCGAGAAAUUAAGCAGCUAUUGUCAGAGUUGGAUGAAGAGAAGAAAAUCCGACUUCGUUUGCAGAUGGAAGUUAAUGACAUAAAGAAAGCUCUUCAAUCAAAAUGAAUACUUGAUAAAUGAAACAUUGCAUUAUUCAUCCCGAGUCUGAGACUCAAAUUUUCCACCCCAGCCAAAAUAACCUUGUGCCAAAAGAUUAAAGGUUUGCCUCAACAUGUCCCUGUUUGAAAGAUUAGCACAAAAGUCUUGAUAGCACAACACAAAUUCCAUCUAAGAGGAGAAUCUUCCCCCUGGUGUAGUCCUGGGUCUGGCACUGGUUGUGACUUAAACAGAGCAAAUUGUGCUUCAGGCUUUUCUACUUUGAGAUCUCAUGUGAAACGAAAACUCAGGCAGUUUAGUCCAUAGUGGUACUAUUUUGAUGAUCUUUUCCAUUAAUAAAAUGUAACUUCAGAUUAUUCGUUUACAAGCUUUAUAAUUUUAUGAUUUUUUAAUCGUAUUUUGUCACAGAUUCCUCCACUGUUUGUACUACACAUAGUCAGGAGCAAGCAUCCCCCUUCUUUUGCUUCAGGCAGAAAACUGCCUCGCUUUGCAUUUCAGUUUAGGAUUCUAUUACAUAUGCAAUUUUAGGUCCAACCCAUCCCUUCCCCCGCCAACCAACCCUAUCACCCUGAGAUAAAUUUUAGCUUAUAUACGAUGGUAUAUUUACAAAAAGAGAAAGAAAAAAAUCUGGUAUUUGCAAUGAUCUGUGCCUUCUUUUUACCACCCUCUUGAUUGGAACUUUUGUGAUGCAGCUACCAUGAUUUAAACAAAAAAAUUAUUAGCCACCUAUUAAUGUCCACUAGAGGCCCCUGUCUUCAAAGCUUCUCUCACCAUAGCCAAAGGUCCUAAGAGGAGACAGCUGUGAAGUUGGGCGUGCUGUGUGGUAACAGCUGCAACUUUUACGUUCUCCUGGUUUUGGGUUGUUUAUGAAAUUAAAAAUGUCACCCCUGCUUGAUUUUUCAUCAGCCAAGUUAAACCCCUGCCUCCUGUCCUUUGCACCUUUUGCGUGAACAGAAUAUGCAUUAGUAAAGCAAAAAUAAAUAAAAGUAAAAUGCAAAUGAAAACAAGGGGGGAAAGUUGUAUUAUUUCCUUCACUGGAUUAUGUGUGUGUGUGUGUUAUUGUUUAAACUGUAUUCACAUGAUGUCAUUUGCCUUGCUCUCUUGUAACCCCUUUCUCAGGUCCAAGAGAAUGGGGAGGGGGGGUCUUGUUGAAGUGUAGCCAUUGGAUCUUUCUUGCAUUUAUGGAAUUGCUUUUUGCUUCCCAAGGAAAACGGUAUUUGCUUGUUUGCUUUAUCUUUGUAGCAAAUGAACAGUUCGGCCUUAGAUUAUGUAACUCUUUUCUCACCCUUAGCUGAAAAUAAGGGGCAUACAUUGUAUUGCAAGAUGGAGGGGAGGGUUCAUUGAAGGCCCCCAAAGACAUUUUACGUGUUUCUAAAAGGCUGCUUUGUCUAUUUCCUAAGAUUUGUAGUGAAACUACUAGACAUUAAUAGAUCUGCACAACUGCAAAGAAUGAGAAUUGCUAACACUGGAAUGGUGCAAAAAAAAAAAAAAAAUCACCACGUUAUUGAUCUUUGAAAGUAUUAUAAAUAAAUGUCUCUUCCUUUCUCUUCCUGUCCCCCUUCCCCUGCCUUCCUCUUCCCUACAUACUCAUCUUCACUGCUUGAAGCUGCCGCUGAGAGUAUCUACAGAGCCCUGAGAGACCAGCCCUGGUCUUCCUAAACUGGGGCACAGUUCAGGGGAGGGAGUGGGUAAAGAAAGCAAGCUGACACCCUUCAUUCCCAUGUCUGGGUAUACUGCCUUUUCAGCAGCCUUGGUCUCACUGUGCUUGGGGCAGAAACCCCAAGUUUCCAGGGGCAGUGUAAAACAUUCCUGUUCCCCUUUAUCGUUUUAAGCAUUUCUACGAUAAACUUGAAGCCUUCAGAGAUUUCCCACCACCCAGUAUAAGAAUGAGGAUUGGAUUCUUUGAGGUUUGGAUUUCUCAUUUACUCAUCAUGAAAAUCUUUAAUGAUAUAGUUUUAUAUAACGUGUAUACAGAGUAGGAUUGUUAAUAAUUGAGAGGUUAGAGUGCCCUUGUGGGGCCCUGGCAACAUGGAGUGUAGAGGGCUGACAUCUUCCCCUCUGUGAGGCCAGCCAUCGGCUUCCUUUGUAUAAGGAGAGGAAGAAGUUGGUGUUUCCAGCUUCUAUACUGCCCCUUGGGCUAACCAGCAAGAGGAUUACGCAUCGUGGGACUGAAAGAGCCACUGCCUGAACAGCCACCAUCUUUAUUCUUUACCUUACAAAAUGGACCCAUCAAGAAUAUUGGAAAGCUUGGAAGUAUCACUUUUGGAAAAAAAUCCUUUUGCAUUCAGCAUGGACUCUUUCAGGCAUCUAUCUAUGGAGAAUUAUUUUUUUGCUUCAUUUUCUAAAGUUGUAUUUAGAAAAGUCUUAAGUAUUGUGCUUUGUAAAAAGAUUAAAUGAAAUUUUGUGAAAA
Molecule: messenger RNA, 4886 nt
Organism: Choloepus didactylus (southern two-toed sloth)
Lineage: Eukaryota; Metazoa; Chordata; Mammalia; Pilosa; Megalonychidae
Gene: SH3KBP1
Product: SH3 domain containing kinase binding protein 1
Exons: 20
Coding region: 356-2485 (709 amino acids)
Molecular function (GO): protein binding
Source: RefSeq, a predicted model, not a curated record